CUGGGUAGGGGUGUAAGCAAACAUGGCGAUCUUUAGUGUGUAUGUGGUGAACAAGGCCGGAGGUUUAAUCUACCAAUAUGACAACUAUGUUCCGAGAGCCGAGGCGGAGAAAACAUUCAGCUAUCCUCUAGAUUUGGUGCUGAAGAUCCACGAUGAGAAGGUUGUCGUCUCGUUUGGACAGCGGGACGGGAUCCGAGUGGGCCAUGCAGUGCUGUCUAUCAAUGGAGUGGAUGUGAUUGGCAAGAACACAGCGGAUGGCAAGGACAUCAUUGAGUAUUUGAAAGAUGCCUCCAACUAUCCAGUGUCCAUCCGGUUUGGACGGGCCCGGCUGAGCUCCAACGAGAAGCUGAUGUUGGCAUCCAUGUUCCACUCAUUGUUUGCCAUCGGCUCACAGUUGUCUCCUGAAGUCGGCAGCUCAGGGAUUGAGAUGCUGGAGACCGAUGUCUUCAAGCUGCACUGCUAUCAAACGCUCACAGGGAUAAAGUUCAUCGUGCUGGCAGACCCUCGCCAGUCCGGCAUUGAUGCCCUGCUUAGGAAGAUUUAUGAGAUCUAUUCAGAUUUUGCCCUGAAGAACCCUUUCUAUUCUCUGGAAAUGCCUAUCAGGUGUGAACUCUUUGAUCAGAAUUUGAAGAGUGCAUUGGAGAUCGCAGAGAAAGCCGGCAACUUUGGAGCCGGAUCCUGAAGCAGAGAGGACGAGACAGACAACACUGGUAGUUUGCUCAAACUCUGUCACUCUGAAUAUCUGCAACCAAAACAAAAUAAUUGGAUUUACAACUGUGAAGCAAGCACUGUUGCAUUUGUGAGUGAGGGAUAAGAAGCAGCUCCUCUGUUUAUCUCAACUGCGUUUGGACUUAUUGACACAUUGUAAAUACUGAAUGUUUUGUAAAUACUUGAAUAUUAAACUCACUCAUGUAUGUAACCUUUUCA
This is a messenger RNA of Myripristis murdjan (pinecone soldierfish), 927 nucleotides long. RefSeq names its product trafficking protein particle complex subunit 4 (gene trappc4). The coding region runs from base 23 to 682 and encodes 219 amino acids. Gene Ontology annotation, biological process: endoplasmic reticulum to Golgi vesicle-mediated transport. NCBI's taxonomy places the organism in Eukaryota, Metazoa, Chordata, Actinopteri, Holocentriformes, Holocentridae. The record is from RefSeq and is a predicted model, not a curated record. The transcript has 5 exons. Gene Ontology annotation, cellular component: TRAPP complex.